GAAAAAAAAUGGACCACAGAUUGUUUGAUGCAGCUCGUUCGGGAGACAUAACAACACUUCAGUUGCUACUUCAAGAAGAUCCACUUCUUCUCGAACGUUUCUCUAUGUCUUCUCUAGAGAAUCCUCUCCAUGUCUCAGCUUUCUCCGGCCAAGCCGACUUCACGGCAGAAAUCUUGCGUCACAAGCAAGAUUUAGCUCUGGAGCCGAACCAACAAGGUUUUAGUCCUCUUCAUAUUGCUUCAGCCUUAGGGAAGUUAGAAGUUGUGAGAGCUCUCCUUAGUGUCGGCUCGAAACAUGUUCUCUGCCGCUUGAAGGACAAAGACGAGUCGCUUCCUCUUCACUGCGCGGUGCAGAGAGGAAGAAUCCAGGUUGUAAAAGAGCUUGUGUCGUCUUUUCCUGAGUCUCUCAAGGAAGUAAAUGCUUCUCUUGAGACACCGCUUCAUGUUGCUGUUAAGAACAACCAGGUGGAAGCUACAAAGCUGUUGCUGGAAGAGAUCAAGAAGCGUGACAUGUCACCAGUGAUUGUUAACAUGGAAAAUCGAGAAGGCAAUACAGUCUUGCAUCUUGCAACACUUGGGAAACAGCUUCAGGCAAGUUUGAUUGUGGAGAUGUUGAUUGGUGACAAUGCAAUCCUCCCGGGAUCGGUAGAUGUAAACAGACAAAACAAAAACUGGUUAACACCAAAGGACAUACUCGACGUGGUUAUUGAAACCGAAGGAGGGAGUGUUUCUGAAAUGUACAGAAUUGUUCAAAUCUUUCAAACAGCUUCAGCAAAGAACGCACGUAACGAACGUCAACGGCUUAAACAUAGUCAUCCUACUAGAAACCCUAUUCGUAUGAUAAAAAAUCAUAUAAACAACGAGAUUAAUAAUUCAACAAGCGAACAACGAGAAACACUAAUGAUUGUUGCAACACUCAUAGCAACACUUACAUUCACUGGAGUUCUUCAGCCACCAGGAGCUUUCAAGAGUGAAGACGCUAACGGUGGUUCACAGAACAACAACCCAACAAACACAACAAGGACAUCACUAGGCAGAACUUUGGAUAACAUUUUCGGACAAAGGAACAGCACUGCAGGACAAGCGAUCAUGGCGGAUAGACGAGUUCACUUCACUCUUUACUCUGCCUUUAACGCGAUUGGGUUCUUGGUUUCGGUCGCAAUGAUCUCUCAGCUUACUAAAGGGUUCCCUCUCAGAAACUGGAUGAGGCUUUGCAUUAUUUCAGCUUUGUCUACUUAUUGUCUUGCUAUUGUCUACAUAGCACCAGAUGAGGAUGUGUUUUGGGUCGUGGUUCUAGCCGCAGCGUUGGUUUUGGUUCUUCGUGAGCUUUAUUUCUUUUUCAAAUCGUUGGUCAAUGGGAUUAAGGCUGCCACGAAUGAAAAUUCUUCUUCUUAACUGAUCACAUCCUUUAGUUGUUUUCUCUAUCUCAUGUUAGCUUCUGUGUUUUUU
This is a messenger RNA of Eruca vesicaria subsp. sativa (arugula), 1448 nucleotides long. The record is from the annotation of a GenBank genome assembly. Lineage: Eukaryota; Viridiplantae; Streptophyta; Magnoliopsida; Brassicales; Brassicaceae.